This is a messenger RNA of Aegilops tauschii subsp. strangulata, 2171 nucleotides long. Its product is annotated as endoribonuclease YBEY, chloroplastic. NCBI's taxonomy places the organism in Eukaryota, Viridiplantae, Streptophyta, Magnoliopsida, Poales, Poaceae. Gene Ontology annotation, biological process: rRNA processing. The record is from RefSeq and is a predicted model, not a curated record. Gene Ontology annotation, molecular function: metalloendopeptidase activity.
CCUAUCUUCCUCCUCUCCGACUUUGCACACGCGCGCAGCCUCCUCCUCCUCCUCCUCCCAUCAAUGGCGCGCCUCCACCACCUUCUCUCCCGCGCGCUCGCCUCCAACCACCUCCUCCGCCCUUCUCCGCCCCCUUUUUCAGCGCGCCCGACCCUCCCGCUUCACUCGCAGCCGCCGCCGCCGCCUCCGCCUCCUCAUCCCCACGGUCGCAGCCCACCCCAUUUCCUCGCCGCCGCCUCGCGGCACUACGCGUCAUCCAUGUCCAGACCACGGCGGCGCGGUUCGGCGCGGCCGAUGUAUCCGAGGCGGAGGAGAGCCAGGCGGAAGGGCCCCGCCGAGCUCAGCGUGCAGAUUGGCAUCGAAGAAGCCCUCCCCGACGACCCCCUCAUCCUGAGUAUUGCAGAAACGCUUCGAACGGAUGCUGGGAAGGCGAUGAAGCUGGCAUUCCACAAUUUGGGGAACUCGGAGUACAAGACCAGAGACCCCUGUAUAAGCAAUGUGGAUGAGUACGACAGCGUUGAGGUGUCUCUGCUGCUUUGUGAUGACGAUUUUAUCAGGAAGCUGAACAAGGAAUGGAGGGAUGAAGACCACGCGACAGACGUUCUGUCAAUGUCGCAGCAUAUCCCGGGGCUCCAAAUUCCCGUUCUGCAACUAGGUGACUUGGUAAUUUCUGUUGACACAGCCCGACGGCAAGCGGAAGAAAGAGGCCAUACACUUCUUGAUGAGAUAAGAAUUCUCAUGGUUCAUGGAUUGUUGCAUUUAUUGGGCUUUGAUCAUGAACUCAGCAAGGAGGCUGAAGAAGAGAUGGAGCAGGAAGAAGAACAAAUAUUAAAUACUCUUGAAUGGAUAGGAAAAGGACUCAUUAGGAGUGCGUAUCAUUUCAGUACUGAUAUGGAUCAUUCAGAAAAUUCUGAUGAGGCCAAUAGAGAUAUAGAGAAAAGGAGUUUACGGGAGGGUCAUCAGCCGAAACUGACCCAUAUAGUAUGUGAUAUAGAUGGUACUGUUGUGGAUUAUGAAGGACACCUGCAUUCAGAGUCAAUAGAAUCUUUGAGAGAGGCAGUAUCACAGGGAGUAACUGUUAUCAUGCUUACUGGCAAGACCCGUGCUUCCACCAUAGCAACCUUCAAGCUUCUUAAUAUGGAAGGAAGAGGUGAUUUUAUAUCGGAGAAUUCACCUGGUGUAUUUCUACAGGGUUCACUUGUAUAUGGGGAGCAUGGCCAACUUAUUUAUAGAGCAAACUUGGAUGUGGAUAUAUGCAAGGAGGCAUGUUUGUACUCCUUGAAGCAUAAAAUUCCUCUUGUUGCAUACUGUGAGGAACAAUGUUUGACCUUGUUUGAACAUCCUUCUGUCGACUUGUUGCACACUGUGCACCAUGAGACCAAGGUAAAAGUGAUGCCUUCAGUUGUGGAUCUCUUGGAAUAUUCAUCGAUUCAGAAGUUGCUUUUCCUUGGCAACACGGAUGAAGAUUUUUCUGUCCUCACACAGCAUUGGUCGGAACUAACAGAAGGGAAAGCAUGUGUUAUCAAAGAGCAGCCAAAUGCAAUUGAGAUUGUUCCCCUUAAUUCUUCAAAAGGCGGUGGUAUAAUGGUUCUACUUGAUCAUCUCGGAUUAACUGAAGAUUCUGAUCUUGAGGCGGUUGGAGACUAUACCAGAUGGCUAAGCAACAAGUGAUCCAACUGACAUGACAAAGCAUUCUUUAGCAAGAGAGUGCUGAUUGAGAGCUUCAGAUAUUCUAGGAAAUGUCAUAUAUGGAAUGUACAAAAGACAAGGUAUUCUUGUCUGGGAACUAUGGAGAGUCGCAAGUUUGUGAUACUAUCCUUUAGGGCUGGCUACCAAAACGGUUUGUGCAUUGUGCAUGUUGGAAAAGGGAUGUGGGUGUUGAAGUGGCAAAUUUGAUCUCCUUCAGAUGGUCCUUCAUGGAGGUGAACAGAAAAGAAAACUAGACGAGCUUGUUUAGACAAACACCAAGUGAAAUCACAUGUUUCGACUUGUGAUAACCUAAUAGAAAUAUUCUUGUGGCCCUUGACUGCUUUAUUUGCGAAUGUUGUGGCCCUUGACUCUGAUGAACAUGUUACCGUAAUCAUUCAUGGCAAUACUGAUUUUCCACAGAAUACUUGUACAGUUGCUUUCAGGAACAUUUCUUAUCGUUCCUUAAUAAAUGGUUUCCCUAA